Olea europaea var. sylvestris is the source of this 1805-nucleotide messenger RNA. RefSeq lists its product as uncharacterized. The transcript is spliced from 4 exons. Lineage: Eukaryota; Viridiplantae; Streptophyta; Magnoliopsida; Lamiales; Oleaceae. Bases 208 to 1500 code for a protein of 430 amino acids. The record is from RefSeq and is a predicted model, not a curated record.
CUAAUCCAUUUUGAAAACAUCGGUGCACCAACAAAUACGACAGAGGACAUAAGUGUCAUUACAGACAAAGUCGUGUCUUUUUCUAGUCAUUUUAAAUCCCCAACCCCAUUACCUUCACUCACUCACACCUACACUCUAUGCUCCCUGCAUACCUUCCCUCUGUCUGCAAACUUCACUUCAAUUUUUCGCUCUAGAAAAAACCCGAAAAUGAGCGCCCGAACCGGAUCACACCAGCUGAGUAAUGGACUCUACGUGUCGGGUAGACCCGAAGAGCAGCUCAAGGAACGCCAGCCGACAAUGGCUUCACGCGCCGUCCCUUACACCGGCGGCGACGUCAAGAAAUCCGGCGAGCUAGGAAAAAUGUACGGUGUUGGGGUUUCAAGUGGAGAUCAACUAGGUCCACCUAAGCCCCCUUCCCGCUCCGGAUCCCAGCAUAAUAGCGGAUCUGCCAGAUCCGGCCUGAAGCCCAACUCCGGGCCUAUGAACAAGAAAUCAUCGUCUUCCUCGUUUUCUGGGCCUAUGACCCCAAUUCAGCCGACAGGCCUUAUAACAUCCGGUCCACAGGGAUCGGCCAGCUCUAACCGUCGCUCCGGCCAGCUUGACGCGCCGUCCAGGCAUACCUCAUUCAACAAAGUUCUGCACGGUUCAGCAGUGACAAACUUGGGGGAUAAGGUGAAAUUGGGGUUCAGGGUUUCCAGGGUGGCAAUGUGGGUGAUGUUGGUUGUGGUGGUCUUGGACUUGGUGGCAGCGGCGUUCCUUAUGGCCACGGUAAAAAAGCCAAUGAUUUUGGUGGGUGUGGGAGCAGUUUUUGUCCCCGCUGUGGUGAUUCUGAUAUGGAAUUACGUGUAUAUAAAGAGUGGGGUUUUAGGGUUUUUGAGGAAAUACCCUGAUGCUGAGCUGAGAGAGGCUAUAGAUGGACAGUACGUCAAGGUCACGGGGGUCGUCACUUGUGGUAGUAUACCUCUUGAGUCUUCGUUUCAGAGGGAACCGAGAUGUGUAUAUGUUUCCACAGAAUUGUAUGAAUACAGAGGAUGUGGCGGAAAACCAGAAAAUGCUAAGCAGCGCCUCUUUUCUUGGGGAUGCAGGCACUCAGAGAACUAUGUUGCGGACUUCUAUAUAUCAGACUUUCAGUCCGGUUUAAGAGCUUUAGUAAAAGCAGGCUAUGGUGCUAAAGUUACUCCAUUUGUCAAACCAACCACGGUGGUCAACAUAACGAAGGAUAAGAAAGAGAUGUCUCCAAACUUUCUAAGCUGGUUGGCUGAUCGAGGUUUGUCAAGUGAAAACUCUAUAAUGCGCUUUAAAGAAGGUUAUAUCAAAGAAGGAAGUACCAUUAGUGUGAUUGGUGUUGUCCGGCGCCAUGAUAAUUUGAUUAUGAUUGUCCCCCCAUCAGAACUCAUGUCAACUGGCUGUCGCUGGUCCUGUUGCUUACUGCCUACUUAUAUUGAAGGCCUUAUUUUGACAUGUGAGGAAAAUCAGAAUGGUGAUGCAAUUCCUGUAUAGGAACAUGAACGUUAACAUUGGAUUGCAAGUCACAAGUAGAUGAUGAAAUGGUGGGGUAGAUGGAAGAAGGAUCAUUGCGAGACUGUAGAUGGCCAAGGCGAUGAAAAAAGCGUAAGGCGAUGAAACACUCAUAUUUGACAGCACUCGUUUCGAUACACACCGGCCACUGAUAUUUGAAGGGGUAAAAGGAAUAUCUGGAGCCAGUUACGUUCUUGAUUUUUCUGCUGCAGCUAUCAUAUGUGCAUAAAGUAAUUAUGGUGCCCGUUUCUCUUCUAAUCUAUAUGAAUCAACGAUCAUUUUCGGUC